This is a messenger RNA of Galeopterus variegatus (Sunda flying lemur), 772 nucleotides long. Its product is annotated as TATA-box-binding protein-like. The transcript has 4 exons. Bases 275 to 772 code for a protein of 165 amino acids. NCBI's taxonomy places the organism in Eukaryota, Metazoa, Chordata, Mammalia, Dermoptera, Cynocephalidae. The record is from RefSeq and is a predicted model, not a curated record.
AGUGACAUAACUAAUGCGCGCCAGGGGUUCGGUGGGGUCGAGGAGGGUCGCUGUGGCGGGUGUCUGGGCCCCCCGCGGUGUAACUUCGUCUCUGCGGCCCCGUAAUGGUCUCUUCGGUGACUCCAGCAUCGCUGUUUCUUGGUGUGUGAGGAAAACGCAGAGAAUUGAGGAAGUUGCUGAGAAGAGUGUGCUGGGGAUGCUCUAGGAAAAGACUGAAUGCUGAGACGAGUUCCAGUCCUAGGGUAUCUGGUUUGCUCAAAAGAAAGUGAACAUCAUGGAUCAGAACAGCAGCCUGCCACCUUACGCUCAGGGCUUGGCCUCCCCUCAGGGUGCCAUGACUCCUGGAAUCCCCAUCUUUAGUCCAAUGAUGCCUUAUGGCACAGGACUGACUCCACAGCCUAUUCAGAACACCAAUAGUCUGUCUAUUUUGGAAGAGCAACAAAGGCAACAGCAGCAACAGCAGCAGCAACAACAGCAGCAGCAACAGCAGCAGCAGCAGCAGCAGCAGCAGCAACAGCAGCAGCAGCAGCAGCAGCAGCAGCAACAGCAGCAGCAAGCCACUGCAGCAGCAGCAGUUCAGCAGUCAACAUCCCAGCAGGCAACACAGGGUGCCUCAGGCCAAACACCUCAGCUCUUCCAUUCACAGACUCUUACAACUGCACCCUUGCCGGGCACCACUCCCCUGUAUCCCUCCCCCAUGACCCCCAUGACCCCCAUUACUCCUGCCACACCAGCCUCUGAGAGCUCUGGGAUUGUACCACAGCUGCAGUAA